Molecule: messenger RNA, 1267 nt
Organism: Nicotiana attenuata
Lineage: Eukaryota; Viridiplantae; Streptophyta; Magnoliopsida; Solanales; Solanaceae
Exons: 7
Coding region: 63-764 (233 amino acids)
Source: RefSeq, a predicted model, not a curated record
UUGGAUUUUGCUCCUCUAUAAUUGUUAGGCAUCUUGAAUUAGAAGAACAAAAGUCUCCUACCAUGGAAAUACAAGACAAUGGUUCGUUGGAUAAAGCUAAAGAGAGGAUGUUCCAAACUUUCUCAGAGUUUAUGAUUAGGAUUACAAAAUUUGAUGAAUUAGCGGAAGUUGGAAGUAGAUUGCUAGUUGGCUUUCAGCAAGGCCUUGAGUAUAUGCGGCGUCCUUCGAUUGCAAAGAAUUCCGGAUUGGUUGAGCGUAUUAUUAGAGAGAAUGAAACUAAGAGGCUUUCGUCCUACGUAGAAGCUGGAUGUCUGAAUGCUCAUGACACUCUACAAAAUAUGUCCAAGUUACAUACAUGCCACCUUGGACUUCAGGAUCAUGUAAACAAAGGAAAGUGUGUAGUUGAUGAACUUGCCUGCCUUUUAAAGGACGCAGAAGCUGUAGUGCAAACGAUGAAUUGUUGUUUGGCUCAAAUGGGGGAAAGAAAUGUUGACACUGGUACAGAUUCGUCGGACACCGCUCAUGAUGAAGAGGAAGGGCUAUCUGUUGAUCUUUUGAAACAUGAAGUCAUUAAUAUUGCAACAAUGAUGGCAAUAUUAUACAGCAUGGUGCAAAAUGACUACACAAUGCAGGAAAAGAUAGUUUCUUCGCUUAACCUUACUUCAUCUUCUGGAGAACUGGAGAGCUACUCCAGCAUGUGGUCAUUGCGCCCUUACAUAGAUGACGAAGUCAUGCAUAAAGCUUGGAAACUUGUACGCCGCUAACUCUUCCUGUUUUCCUAUUUGUUAUUUUGGUGAAACAUCAUUAAAUAGCUUUUAUCUAUAUCAAAGAAGCUUCACUGUAGCCUUCUUUUCUUGAAAUUUGUUUGAAGCAAUAGCAAACGCAGUUUUGCAGUACGAAAAGAUAAAGUUCAGAAAAAAUGAAAAAGAGAAAAAUAGCGGGUGAGGAUGAAGAACAUGUGACGCUUGUAAUAAUUUUUAUUAUUAAUUAUUGGUUCAACUAAGCAUGACUGCUAUGGCACUGAAUCAAGUUGCUAUAAACAUUGACUGCUUUUGGUAUUUAUACAGUGAUUAUCUGCUUUCACUUUCAAAUACCUUCCUCUGUUGUUAGCAUGUGAUUGCGACAUUCUUCAAAAGCUAGUAUUUGAAGUGUUAGAAGGCAAAUACUUACUGGCACUAGGCAACAAUAAUAGUGUACUAUGCAGGGUUUGUCAACUUACUGCUGCUAAUCAAGCAAUAUAUUCCAUCUUUCAAUCCUUUUUUAGUCA